Molecule: messenger RNA, 378 nt
Organism: Knipowitschia caucasica
Lineage: Eukaryota; Metazoa; Chordata; Actinopteri; Gobiiformes; Gobiidae
Source: the annotation of a GenBank genome assembly
AUGCUGGCCCCAGAGUCUGCGUCUGCUCGACUGAGCUCCGCGGCUUCCUGUGGCUACAGCGGCUCGGGCUGUGGUGCUGUCCGCGCAAAGCGCCUCUCCGUGCGGCUGCAGCGGGCUUCGGCUGUCGGUCAGGAGAGCGAAAGGAGCAGGAAGCAGCAAGCCAACAUCAGCGGGGUUAGAGGGCAAAGGCUACCCGCCUGUAAUCCAAUCAAAGAGCGGCUCAGCUCUGGAGGAGGGCCGGGGUUUGGGAGCACUGCGCCCGCUGAGGGGGUGGGGACGCCCAGGAAAUUAACACUGUACAAUUUAAGCAAAAUGUUGGAAGCGACUAACUCAAAUAUGAUCACCAAGUAUUAUGAUUUGCUGGUUUGUUUUGAUUAA